Physella acuta is the source of this 1068-nucleotide messenger RNA. RefSeq lists its product as uncharacterized. Gene Ontology annotation, cellular component: membrane. The record is from RefSeq and is a predicted model, not a curated record. NCBI's taxonomy places the organism in Eukaryota, Metazoa, Mollusca, Gastropoda, Physidae.
GUCCAGCUCACAGAGUGACCACCAGCAAAUGUCCACCCACAGACACCCCUACUCCCUGUACUGGUGCGGACUGGUCUUCUUCGUGCUCGGCCUGUCCCUGAUGACUGCGGGGGUCGGGACCAACUACUGGAUGUUGAACCCGGUCCCCCCGGAGUCUCAGGGUCUCUUCAUGUACUGCGACAACAAAGAAAACGUCUGCAAUGUGAUGUCUGAGAAUGAACAGCGCUCGGUGGUGCAAGGUCUGGAAAUCACCGGCGCCCUGGUGGGUACAGUGGCGGCCUUCAUGUCCAUCAUCUACUUCUUGAGGUUUCCACAGGCGGUGCCGACAACGUUCAAGGUGCCAAACCUGGUCUGGUUGUUCUCUUCUAUAGGAGGCUUGCUGGGCGUGGUCGGCGCUGGUUACUACGCCAUCAACAUCUACAUCCCGUUGAAGAUCAACACGGCUCAGCACUUUAACAUACAGCUGGGCUACUCGUUUGGUCUGGCCCUGUCGGGUUCCAUAAUCCUCCUGAUGUCUGGCGCAUUCAUCCGCGUCGGCGCCGCGAAAAUGAUCAAGGUCGUCUUGUCCGGGAGACGGAAUAACACCUCCCGACCCCCGGGGGUUGCGACAGUAUCGGAAAAUUUCGCGUACGAUCCGGACAGUUUCGCACCCCCCUUGUACCACACGGUGUGUCCGCCGUCGUAUUACGACACCAAGCACCUGCCGCCCCCGCCGAGUUACGAUGAGCUCGUGCAAGGGACGCAACCGCCGCCUGCUUAUGGACAAGUGGAUUAUCUCGAGUUGCAUCCCUUGUCGAGUUAUCCCAAGACUGAGCAAUGACGAGGGAAGGGAAGCAACCGCUAAUUUUCCACAUGUGAAUGUUUUCUUCCGUUGUUGUAUUCAUGCAGGGAUUUCGAAAGUAACAAAGCUAUAUUUAAAAAAAAAAAACAACAACACAAUGUAAACAAACAACAAUGGAGGGUGAUGAGGAUAAAAUAGUUUGUGUUUGUUGUUGACGGAUGUACAAGCCUGACUUAAACAAGAGAAGGGUUUAUUUCAGACAUUUUGUUUCCAUUUUUGAUAGGGCG